Prunus armeniaca (apricot) is the source of this 1134-nucleotide messenger RNA. The record is from the annotation of a GenBank genome assembly. Lineage: Eukaryota; Viridiplantae; Streptophyta; Magnoliopsida; Rosales; Rosaceae.
AUGGCUGGUUUUUUCUCGUUAGGCAGAGGGGGCAACAACAACAACAACCAAGAUCAAGACCACCAUAACAGCAAUAACCCACCCCCACCUGAUCAUCAAAUUGCUCCGGAGACGUUGUUCUGGUACAAGAAUGAGGACGUGGCAGCUCAGCCGUACAAAGGGUUCGAGCUAUGGCAGCAACAAGAGCAGCUCCUCCAGCUCCAAACCCAGCCACAACGCCUCUUCCACCACCACCCCCAUCACCAUCAAGAUCUCUACGCAUCUGCUGCCGCUCUAGGCGUGGGGCCCAGCAGCAGGGGCUCGGAUGACACGUCGUCGUCGCGGUCGGCCGCCGCGUUGAUGAUGAUGAGGUCGUCCUCCGGCGGAGGCGCAGGUGGAAGCGGGGGAGGAAGCGCCAGCUGUCAAGACUGCGGAAACCAAGCCAAGAAAGAUUGCAUUCACAUGAGGUGCCGGACUUGCUGCAAGAGCCGAGGGUUCGACUGCCCGACCCACGUGAAGAGCACGUGGGUUCCGGCGUCGAAGCGCCGCGAGCGGCAGCAACAGCUCAUGGCUUUGCAGCAGCAGCAGCAGCAGCAACAACAGCAGCAAGAACAUCAUCAACAACGACAGCAGCAGCAGCAGCAGCUGCAAGUGAUUCGGGGAGAGAAUUCCAAGAGGCUGAGAGAAAAUCCAAACUCCAAUUCUUCCCUUCGCAUUCUCGGCAACACGUCAGGGUUGGAGUUGGGGAAUUUUCCGGCAGAAGUGAGCUCGCCCGCGGUGUUUCGCUGCGUAAGAGUGAGCUCCAUCGAGGACGACGAUGAUCAGUACGCGUAUCAGACGGCUGUGAACAUAGGAGGCCAUUUGUUUAAAGGAAUUCUCUACGACCAAGGCCCCGAAACCUCUAACUACAACAUGAACAUGGCUGCUGCCGCUGCUGCAGCUGAAACUUCAUCUGGUGGCGGUGGAGUUAAUAUCCAGCCGCUCAAUCUCAUUGCUGGCGCCACCACCGCCGCCAACACAGCCACCAUUGGCGGCGGUGAUGACGAGGGCGUGGCGGGGGCUUCCACGACAGUUAUAGAUCCUUCUUCUCUAUACCCAGCUCCACUUAAUACAUACAUGGCUGGUACGCAAUUCUUCCUACCACCAAGAUCUUGA